AUGAAUUUCAGUCUCCCUGAUGCUCUCAAUUUAAUAAAGGAGGGCCGAGCAAAUGAAGCUGUCGAUCAGUUAAAUAAAUUUAUUGAAUGUUUACAACCUCUUAGUCCAUAAACACAAAUACUAGGUCAAUAGCUUGGAAUUGAUUUGGAAUUUUUCAGGAUCGUUAAAUUCUCUGACUUUUAUGAUCCUGACCCAUAAAUAUAAGCUUUACGCUUUAAAUAUUAUGCUUAUAAAAUUGCAAGUAUCUAUUUAAUUCAAAAAUAGAGUGGGGUUAUUAAAUUAUCUAAUAAAAGAGAAAAGUAAAAAGAAGACAUGAUUUAAUUGAAAAAUCAGAGUAAUAUGGAAUUUAAAAUGAGAUUGGACGUACUUUCGGAAUAGAUGCUGAAUAAAAACAAUUUGCAGAAUCAAGAAUUUAAAUAAUGUCAGACAAAUUGUCUAAGAAGAAAUUAAUUUAUCAGAAAUAAUUAUUAUUUCAACUAGAUAUUGAAAAGAAAAGAACAGAUUAUAAAUUAUAAUAAGAAGAUAAAAUUGAAAAAGUUAGAAAAGCAUUAAAAACUGAUUAUGAUAAUAAAAUCUUGCCUGUCAAGGAACAUUUAGAAAAAGUAAACGAAAAAUUAAAAAAUAAUCAUAAAAUGAAAAAGAAAUAAGAAGAUGAUUUGAUUAAUAAAAGAAGUGAAUUACUCAAAAAUGCAUCUUUAAUGUAAAUAAAUAAUUUUUAUUUUAGUGAUGAUAAAAUAAAUAAAUUAGAAGAAAUGAGAAAAAAUUAAAUUGAACAUAUGAAAAAUGAAAGAUAAAUGAAAAAAUAAAGAUAACAUUCAUUUCAAGAAAAAUAAAAUUAAAAAUAUGAAGAAUAUCUAGAAAAAAUGAAAUAAAAAUUAGAACAAAAACGUAUUAUUAUGAUUUAUUUAAUAAUAGGUGUUGUUGAUGCUCAUUUUGAAUCCCAUAAAGAUUUCGGAAAAAGAAUUGUUUAAGAUAAUUUUGAAAAAAAUUUAGAAAAUGUUCUCAAUAAAUACUAAAAAUCAUAACCAAUUAUUAAUAAUUUGUUAUCAAAAUAAAUUGAUUCGAUUCAAACUAAAAAAUCAAUAGAAAAUGAAAAAUUUUAAAAGGUUAAAUAGAAUUUACAAUAAGAUCAUUUUCAUAAAGUUGAAUAAAGAAAUGUAGAGGAAGUUAUAUAAAGAAAAGAAAAAAGAUUAUAAGAGGAAACUCUAUUAAGAAAAGAGACUUAUUAAUAGAGAGUUCUUAAUUUUCUUUAGAAUCGCUAAUAAUUACAAAGAUUACAAUCUUAAUAAAUUGAUAGAUACAAUGCAUUUUUUUCUAGGUAAACAACAAGAUUGAAAAAUAUGAGAACAUCUAAUGAAUAGAUGAAAUCUACUGUUGGGUUUAUUUAUUAUUUAUAUUCAUAGUUUUGCUUUAAUGUAGGCCAAUAAAAUAGAAGAAUAGACAGCAUAAAAAAUGUCUAGAGCAAUUCAAUUGAUUAAUGAUCCUGAUUUAUAAAUGUAAUUUAAACCAAAUGAAAAGUUAACAACUCAAUAAAAAAUAGCUAAGAAAAAAUAGGAAGAAAUGCAAUUGUUAUUAAAAUCAUUUGUAACUAGUGAAAUUGAUUUGUUGCGAUUUUCAAAAUCAGUUACAGAAGUAAAAAACGAUGAAAAUUAAUAAUAAAAAUGA
This is a messenger RNA of Paramecium sonneborni, 1665 nucleotides long. Lineage: Eukaryota; Ciliophora; Oligohymenophorea; Peniculida; Parameciidae. The record is from the annotation of a GenBank genome assembly.